CAGAUCCAGGAAACCGGAGAGGGGGGGGAACAGGGGAGGAGAAGGUCAACCUGGCAAGGCAGGAGGAGGACUAAGGGACCCACCCGCCUCUUAAGCCGCCUGAAGCCAAGAUGUCCCAGCUGUCGGUCAAGGAACAUCUGGAUGGAAUUCUCUCGGACUUUGAAGCUCUCAAGAGAUCCUUUGACGUGGAAGAUCCCGAGGAGGAACUGGCUUUCUCCCCAGCCGGGUUGCCCCUGAAGUCCAGCACGCCUGGCAUCAUCCAAGCCCCUGCCAGUGCAGAGGGGAGAAGAGGGGGCGGCCCGAUCCUGCCCAGUUUCCAGUCCCGGAUCAGCCUGAGCUCUAGCACCAGCCCGUCUCACAGCCCCGUCCUCAAGACAAGGGUCGGCAGCAGUCUUUCUUUCAACCGGGGCACCGCCCUUUCACCCCGAGCCAACGGGAACCACCUCGCCAGGGUCUCCUCCUUCCAAACACGGCUGAACCCCAAUGGGUAUUCGUCGUCCUUGGGGCCCGGCAGUGACAACGAAAGUCUUCAUAGCUCCUCUUCCAGCUUGGAGUGCGCGACCUCCGCGAAAGGCCCUUCCACACCUGCCCGGCCUUCGCAGAUCCCAGGAAUGGCAACCCCUGAGCUUCCGAGUUCGGUUUUGAAGAAGUUCUCUUCGCACAGCGACGUCUUCUACACCGAGGGAGAUCAGCCCAUCCGGCAGGUCUCCAAAGCCGCCGUCAAUCACAGCUCGCUGCCUUCGCUGGACCUCCACAUUGCCGAAGACCACGGGCUCGGCCUUCCUCUCUGCUCCACCCUGGGCGCCGAGCCGGCCAUCACCUGGCGCUCCAGAGAUCAGAACUCUCUCUCGCCCCUGCCGAAGACCGCCAUGUUCCUGAAGAAGGAAGCUCUCAUCCCACCCCUGGAGGUGGGAGAGUCGGAAACCAUGACUUUUCCCGCCCUGGCUUCGAGACAGGCAGCCAAGUUGCAGAAAUUCCCCGUCAGCCUUGACAGAUGGAUCCGGAAGCCUCCGGAAUCCGUCCCGCCAUCAGAAAUGCCCAGUUCUGCAUCCACAUCUUUAUCUGAGGUGCAACUCCAGGUCAACCCGGGCGCCAACCUCAGCCUUUCUCAGCAAUGCCCAGAAAUUCGGAGAGAAGAUAAAACUGUUGCCGAGGAAGGCGCUCCUCCGUUACCCUCUUCCAGAAGCUUUUCAGGAGAGGCAGGAGAGAAGAAUCCGGCAUCUCCCGCUCCGGGUGCAACCCUCGGGCUUGUGCCCUCACCUCUUGGACAACCGGCAGGCGUGACUCUGCUAGCCAGCCCAGCCUCGUCCGUCCGGAAGGAAAGCAGCCGGGUCCUGAGUGAGAGGACCCACUCCGUUUCCCAUCCAGAAGUGCCCAAAGUUCAGACUCUGGUGCCCCCUUCCCGCCCCAGAGAGGAUCCACCUGGAAGAGUGGCAAGGUCUGUGCAGGUCUCCUGUGAGAAAGAUGAUUCUCAAAGCAGGGGUUCAUCGACGGAAGAGCAUCAGCCGGAGCUUCAGCCGCUGAGCAUGGAGGAGCAGCCAGCUCGAGAGCCGCUCUCCCGAGAGGCUCCUGCCCUCAGCACCGGCGACCGGGAACUCUUCGGUUACGUGGGGAUCGAGGCCGUGCUGGACCAGAUGCGUCUCAAGACCAUGAAAAAUGGCUUUGAAUUCAACAUCAUGGUGGUCGGACAGAGCGGGCUGGGCAAGUCCACCAUGGUGAACACACUCUUCAAAUCCAAGAUCAGCCGGAAAUCGUACCCUGGCUACGAGGAGCGCAUCCCGAAGACAGUGCAGCUACUCUCGGUCACCCACGUUGUCGAAGAGAAGGGCAUCAAGAUGAAGUUGACGGUGACGGACACACCAGGAUUUGGAGAUCAGAUUAACAAUCAAAACUGCUGGGAUCCAAUUGUGGAAUAUAUCAACGAGCAGUAUGAACGCUACUUAAGGGAGGAAAUCCUCAUCAAUCGAAAACGGAGGAUUCCCGAUACUCGGGUUCAUGCUUGCGUGUAUUUUGUGCCACCGACCGGUCACUGGCUGCGCCCAUUGGAUCUGGAGUGCAUGAGGCGGAUCAGCAAGAUCACCAACGUGGUGCCGGUGAUUGCCAAAGCCGACACCCUGACCCUUGAGGAGCGGGCAGAAUUCAGACAGAGGAUUCAGAAGGACUUAAAAGCCCAAGGAAUCCAGGUCUACCCCCAAGUGGACUUUGAUGAGGACCCAGAUGAGGCGCUUUUGAAUGACAAAAUCCGGGAGAAAAUCCCUUUUGCGGUGGUGGGAGCAGACAAGGAGCACCAGGUGAACGGAAAGAAAGUCCUCGGUCGUAAAACCAAGUGGGGCAUCAUUGAAGUGGAGAACCCUGCCCAUUCUGAGUUUCCUUUGCUGCAGGACCUCUUAAUCAGGUCGCACCUCCAGGAUCUCAAAGACAUCACCCACAACGUGCAUUACGAGCAGUACCGCGUGCGGCGCCUCAACGAGAGCAACCUGCCAGCCAAUGACACCGAGUGCUUGGUGCUGAGAUCCGUCAACAGAGAGCCGGAGAGUCACCUUUGAGCGGCAGGGAUGCGGCGUGGCUUCCCUUGUCCCCUCCUCCACCUCGGUGUCCCAUCCCUUCGAUAGCUCCUGCAGACUGAUUUCACCCCCCUCCUGCUCCGUCCCAGCUGCAAACGGCGAGUACCGACUUCCGGAGAGGCCUCCCGCCACUUUGGCACCGAUCCCGUUCUAAGCACAAGUAGCGCCGUUGACUUCAAAACCUCCGCCUCCUUGCCGGGCCCCUCGGCGUCCAGCUGUCUCUCGGAGAAGUCCACGCCUCGGAGGAAGAGGAGCUUCAGGUGGAGGAGAUGACCCGGCCACCUCCCGUCCCUUCACAGGAUCAGGCCUUACCUUCUCAACCAAGCACCGUCCUUGGCGUCUUGAAAGUCCUCCUCGAAGGAUGAUGUGUCCUGCUUCCGGGCCCCAGAGCUGAGGCGUCAUCCCCAUGUCUUGGUCUGAGCAUCCUUGAAGCCCCAGGUGUAUCUCAAGGAAACCUCAAGGGGAGCCCCAUUUCCCCUCAGCUUCUGACUAUCUCCAGUCUUCCCUCAAUCAAACUGAUGGUGGCCCUGGAACAAUUUCUCAUCCGGCCUCUUGACUGGACAAAGGAGGCCGAGACCUCUCCAACGGGCUGAAAAAGCUCAGCUCGCCACCUGCAAGAGCCAGGAAGGUCCUCCGUUUUCCAUUUCAGACUCCUCCAGGCGGGGAUGGGAGCCCCUCGAAGAGUCGAAAGGUGGCCUUCCGAGAAAAUAUGGAGCUCCCAGCAUCCUUUUUUUUACACCUGCGUUGUUUUCCGUGGCUUGUAAGGAUUUGGAGCGGGAAGGGAUGGUUUCAAAGCUUCGGUGUGAGAGGUGGUUGUGACGGAGAAGCCCGGAAUGGUCCGUGGCCUUGAAGCGCCUGCCCUCCCUCUCUCUGUGUCUCUCUCACCCCACAGAAAAAGGGGGAUUUUAGAGGAGACCUUUCACAGCGGGUCCAUUGUUAAUGCAAGCGCCGUCUGGGAAAACUCUAUCUGCUGGAAACGACUUCUAUCGGAUGGUAUUUACGCCCUUGGGCAGGUUGUGAGUCACCGGUUUACAUAUUAAAGAGCAAUUUAGAAAGGUG
Messenger RNA from Pogona vitticeps (central bearded dragon), 3623 nucleotides. It is a transcript of the gene SEPTIN12, whose product is annotated as septin 12. Gene Ontology annotation, molecular function: GTP binding. The record is from RefSeq and is a predicted model, not a curated record. Lineage: Eukaryota; Metazoa; Chordata; Lepidosauria; Squamata; Agamidae.